Molecule: messenger RNA, 1743 nt
Organism: Nothoprocta perdicaria
Lineage: Eukaryota; Metazoa; Chordata; Aves; Tinamiformes; Tinamidae
Gene: EPS8L3
Product: EPS8 like 3
Exons: 18
Coding region: 1-1674 (557 amino acids)
Biological process (GO): regulation of Rho protein signal transduction; Rho protein signal transduction; positive regulation of ruffle assembly
Cellular component (GO): plasma membrane; vesicle; ruffle membrane
Molecular function (GO): actin binding
Source: RefSeq, a predicted model, not a curated record
AUGGCAGAGCCCUGGGGACGCUGGAGUCCAUCCCGCAGCGAUGCCGGCCGCGCCAGCCCCGAGCUCCAGCUCUCCCACGGCUCCAGCCGGCCCAGCGGGAAAGCCAUUUACGCCCAGCGCAGGGACUAUGCGCAGAGCCUGCUGCAGCAGGACACCUUCCAGCACCACGUGGAGCACCUGCUCACCGUGCGCCUGGAGCGCGACGUGCGCAGCGUCCAGGACUGCGUCGCCCGCCUGAAGGCGCUUGAUGCCCAGGGCCGCCUCUGGGGCCAGGGCCUCGUCCUGCACGUCCAGGAGCAGGCGCUGGUGCUGAGCGACGCCGAGAGCAAGGAGGAGCUGGAGCGGUUCCCGCUGGGCGCCGUGCAGGAGUGCUCGGCGCCGGGCGACGCGGAGGACGCGCUGCUGGCGCUGCGCGUGCAGGAGCGCGCCGGCCCCGCCGUGCUGCUCUUCCAGUGCCAGGAGCCGGGGGCCGCCGUGCUCAAGAGCAGCCUGGAGCGGCUGCUCAGGCAGAGCCAGGAGGAGCAGAGGAGCCAGGACAGCUACAGCGUCUCCCAACCCCCUCGUGCCGAGAGCCCCUGCCAGCCCACGGAGCCCUCGUUGCCCCACGGAGCCCUCGACGUCCUCAACCACGUGCUUGGCGACCUGGAGCUCUUCGUGCAGCAGCUGCGGGCAGCCGUGGGCAAGGCCAGCACCAAGAACCUCUGGAAGAGGAAAAACAAGGGGAAAAUUUUCCCACCCGAGGCUGCUUACAGGGACUUCUUCCAGAAGAUGAAAUACGCCUUCAACCUCCUGGGAAAACUCCGCUGGAGCCUGGAGCGCCCGAGCAGCGCCGAGCUGCUGCCCUCCCUCUUCGAGGCCUUGACCUUCGUCCUGGGCCACUGUCCGCACGGGGAGCUGGCGGCCUCGGUGCAGAGCCCGCUGCUCAUCCCGGCGGCCGUGGCGCUGCUGGAGGCGACGCUGCGCGGGCAGCACCGCGACACCUGGCACGGCCUGGGCCCGGCCUGGACCAAGACCCGGGACGAGCACCCGGAGGGCCACAGGGUGCCCGCUUACAUCCCAGUCUUCUCCGAUGGGUGGCUGCCACCGCGGAUGCUGCUGCCGCCGGGGCCCCCCCUGCCCGAUGAGCGGGCACCGGCCCCCAGCCACAGGGACAGCCCCACGCAGGGCCCCCCCGUUGUCCCCCGGGAGCUGGUGCGGGCGCAGGACGAGUUCCAGGGCAGGAACGCGCAGGAGCUGACGGUGCGGAGAGGGGACGUGCUGCAGGUGCUGGACCAGCGCAAGAGGUGGUGGCUGGUGCAGAACAGCCACGGGGACAAGGGCUACGUCCCCAGCAGCAUCCUGCAGCCGCCGGGGCUGGGACACAGGGCGCAGGACACCGGGGUGUCCGGCACAGCCGGACCCCCCCAAGCCCUCGGGGCUCCCUGGACCUUCUUGUUCCCGCAGGGCAGCCCCCCCGUCCUGCACCCCGGCUCCCCGCCGGCGGAGGUGGCAGCGUGGCUGCAGGACAAGGGCUUCUCGCGCCUGACAGUGAAGUGCCUCGGGGUGCUCUCCGGCCACCAGCUGCUGCACAUGAGCCCCGAGGAGCUGCGGGCCGUGUGUCCCGAGGAGUGGCGCCGCGUCGCCUUCAAGCUGGCGGCCGUGAGGACGUCCCUGGAGAUGGGUCCGAGGGACUGAGGCACAAGGGCUGGGACCGCAGUGACAAUGUCCCCCAUGAUCCGCCCGGAAUGAGCAUCCCAGGACGAG